Molecule: messenger RNA, 1122 nt
Organism: Punica granatum (pomegranate)
Lineage: Eukaryota; Viridiplantae; Streptophyta; Magnoliopsida; Myrtales; Lythraceae
Source: RefSeq, a predicted model, not a curated record
UUUUGUGAAUCGUAAAGUUCUUAUUCAGGAAAAAAAAAUUAAUAAUGUCGUAACGAGAAAAAUAACCAAACUCUGUGACCGAAAUCGGAGCUUGUCCCUGAAAACAAAUGAAAAGUCUUGCUCAACAUGCCAUGUAUUUCUACAUGCCAUUUAGGCAUUAUCUAAAAUCCCUAUAUAUACCUGAAAGUGAAGACUACAAGUGAACAUACGCAAACAGAUUAUCCAUGAUUAUAUCAGUUGAGCUUGAUCUUUGAGUCAAGACAACUCAUAGCACUCAUGGGUAUGGAUGGACGGAAAUCUCAGGGCCGUAAGAAGAUCCAAUUGAAGAAGAUCGAGGACGAGAAUAGCCGCUUCAUAAUGUUCUCGAGCCGCAGGGCCACAAUCUAUAAGCAGGCAAGCGAGCUUGCUACCCUAUGCUGUGCUGAGAUUGGGAUUGUGAUUUUCUCACCAACCGGGAAGCCCUUCUCAUUUGGGACUCCUUCAAUUGAAGUGGUGGUGGAGCGAUACCUCAAAAGGAAUCUCCUCGGGAAGUCGCUUGAUAAUGGUGAUAUGCAAACGAUCCUGGAGGCAGAUCAGACGACGAGGAUCAGGGAACUGAGAGAAGCCCUGAAUGAGACCCUUUCCCAGUUAGAGGCCAAGAGGAUGCACGGGAAGUCGCUCCAGCAGUUAAUCAAGGCGUCCCGGGCAGCAAAUGCAACAAGAGGUGAAGUUAACUGGUGGGAUGCCAAGAUCAGAGCGCUCAGCACACCGCAGCUUGAGCAAGCAUCGGCGUCCAUGGAACAAUUCUAUGGUGAUCUUAUGAACCAUAUGAAACAAGGCAACAACAACAACGACCAAAACAACAAUAAUAGCGAUAAUGGUGAUGUGGCUACUUCCACAGACUCCCUAUUGGAAGCCGAGAAUUUCGAUGAUGAAGUUAGUGACUUUGAGGCUGGAAAUGAGGCAUCUCCGGAUGAAAAAUCAUAAUUGAUAUUAUGUGAUAUGCUUUUCUUUAAUUAUGUAUCAAUAAGCACAGUCUCUCUUCUGUGCAUGGCAAUUUUACAACACAAUAAUUUUUUCGGUAGGUAAUAUACCAUUUAUUUUGGGAAUCGACUUUUGCGCUCUUCAUGCAGAAGUAGAACA